Molecule: messenger RNA, 567 nt
Organism: Heterobilharzia americana
Lineage: Eukaryota; Metazoa; Platyhelminthes; Trematoda; Strigeidida; Schistosomatidae
Source: the annotation of a GenBank genome assembly
AUGUCGGGUAACAGCUUGCCAAGGACCAUAUUACAUGCCGUUUACGGAAAUACAACUUCACGGUUUGUUCCUCAGUUGCAACGAAUAACACUGAAGUGCUGUAAAUCCCGAAAGGAUAGUCAAGGUGUCAGAGAGUACAUUGAAAGUCAUUUGGUGGAUUUCGCUCGUGAAAAUCCGGCAACUGUCGUUUAUGUGAAACCGCGAAGAAAUAGACCUCCUCUUCUGGUUGCUGAAUAUUUGUGUGGUAAUUGGCAGUAUGUACAUGCAAAGGAUAUGACCUGUGAAGAGAUAUCUAAUUGGAUAAACUUUCUACGUACUCGUUCUGGAGUACACAUUCUCCCAAUAUAUAAAUAUUGGUCAACUAAAUAUCCCUCAAUUCAAGGCAUGUGGCAUCCAUUCUACGAACCUUUAAAUAGUCGAAUCCCUGUGCAAACACCCGAGGAAAUCGUCAGUAAAAUUCGUCAACUUUGUCGAUCUGGACAUGAGAAUGAAAUGUCAGCUGAAGAAGCAUUGUUAGAAAAAGCGAAACGCCAACAAUAUCGUAUGUCUGAUUCAAGCGGUCAGUAA